GCUGCGUCCGGUUGUCAAAUUGUUCUCUAAUUUUCUGUUUACAAAAUACGUUUAAAUGUACGUCUGCUACUCGAUUGCUGCUGGGAUCGUGCGCGGGAAAUGAUUUUCUGGCUUUGAUUUUUAUUUUUUUUUUGGUUGCAGUCGGUGCCCAGGCGAGGUUACUGCCUAUAGUUCCUAUUAAAUCGUUACUGAUAAAAUAAUGUGCGAUAUGUCGUAUUCUGAACACUAGCUAAAGUGGAAAAAGGGUUUGAAUUUUUUUGUUGUAGUGAAUAGUGGACUCGUCCGUUUUAAUUCUGUCCGUAACCCACAAAGUUUGUGUACAAUAUAAACAACUACAUAGACUACGGCACGUAGUAAUUUUCUUUUAAUUUCUAACUACAUUGUAAUGUGCCCAACUUAUUUAUUGACCAAGAGAUCUGUUAGGCGUACAUUGGUGCCCUCGGCUAGCCUUCUACAUUCAAAAAGAAAAGGAAUAUUUAUACACCCGACAGCUAUGUUCAAGAACUUUUUCAGAGUUAGUUUUCUUCCGUUACUAAAUCUUUGUUAAAUCGUACCGUGAAGUCUUAAAGAAUUGUGAUAUUUUUUCUUGUUCGACUUACCCAUAUCAAAAUGAAGCUUUUGGAAAGCACAAGAUUUGAAGCAAUCAACAACGCCCUGUCCAUACAAACAGGUGAUAGCAAAAUAAUCGGUCGUAUUGAAAGCUACUCCUGUAAAAUGGCUGGCGGUGAUAAGGCCCUCUACAAGAGAUUCAAUUCUGAAGGGAUACAUCCGAGCGACUUACAGGCCCUUUCUCCGCCGCAAGGCGUCUCGCCGGGCUGUUUGCAAUAUAGUAGAAGCAUUUCAGGGGAUGAAGAGGGUCCGUUAUGUGACACCAUUUCCCGUAAAACAUUGUUUUACCUGAUCGCUACUCUCAAUUCGUCUUUUCCAGACUAUGAUUUCAUGGAUGUCAAAAGUCACGAAUUCAGUAAAGAGCCCUCCCGUCAAUGGGUUACCAACGCCAUUGAUUCGAACUUAGCUGCGACAGCCGGUGACCAUUACCGUCUGUUAGGUCCAUCCCUUUGGGCGGCGAUUGACGACGAAAUCUCUUUGGAAAAUUGUGAUAUUUAUUCGUACAAUCCUGAUCUCGCCUCCGACCCAUUCGGUGAGGAUGGUUGUCUUUGGAGCUUUAAUUACUUUUUUUACAAUAAGAAGCUCAAGAGGAUUGUGUUCUUCACUUGCAGAGCUAUUAAUCCAAGGUAUACCUUGGAUUCUGGAUUCGGUAGCGACUUCAUCAUGGACGAGGAUGAUAUCUACGAUUAAACUUGUUGCCGAAGACGGCACGUUUUUUCCGAACACAUUUCUUAAGGGCAGAUAUUUGUUUGAGAAAAUCUUUUGGUGAGAGCAAAAGUACAAAUUAUUUUAAAGAUUGUUUUAUUAAAUGGCGUAGCGUUAAGUAUUAUAGAAUGUAAGGUAUAUUCAGUUCAUAAACAUAUUGUUCUCGUGUUACAGAUUAAAUCUGCUGUUUCUCGCCGAGUAGUGUUUUUACUUUGUAGUUAUCACUUUGGUUCUGGAACGGGUAAGAAUUUGUUUUUAGAAUCUGUGUCACUAGACGGAGAUAAGUUUCACCAAGCUUGGCUGUUUUAAUCAAAAUUUUUUACUUAUUAGAUAAGUCUAAUUUAUUUUCAAGGGUCAUUGGCCAAAGUUAUAAAUGAAAUUCAUCAUUAUGUCAAGUUAAAAAUUGUAUGUAAUUAUUGCAAUACAUAUUUUGUAUAAUAUCAAUAUUGCGUUCCCGUGAUAGUUUAAAUCAUUACGAUUAAUUGUUUUCGGGACAUUCUCAAGUUCAUAUCAUAAUUUCGGAAGGUUGUUUUUGGGUCAUUUCAGGCCAAGGGGUUUAAAGUCACUGGUUUUCGAGAUACAGUGUUGAAGUUUAAACAAAAUCACAUUGCGUCAAACAUCUUUGAAGAUGCUUAAUGCAGAUAGGUGAAACCUGAGCUAAUAAUAUAAUUAAAGGCAAGAGUUCAUUGAAAUGAUUACAAAUAUCGGCUGGUGACGAGCCACAGAAUUUCGAUGCCACAGAAUAUUUUUAAAGUUCUAUAAAUGCAAUUUAACACAGUCAACUUAAAAUGCCUCUAAAACUAUUAAUUUCACAAAAAAUGUAUAAGAAUUUUUUUGUUCAAAAUACAAUUUUAGUAGCCAUUAAAAAUCUGAAACGGUCAUUGAGUAGAAAUUUUAAAUUAUCUGAGUAAAAGUUAAAAAUUUAGGGAAACUACUCUGCGAGCUAAUGCCCCGACCAGAAUUAAAUUAUAUCCUCAGAGUAGUAGUUUCCCGUAAUAUCAUUAGCUUAAAAAUUGUUUUGCCUAGUGGCAAUACAGGUCUUGUUUUCAUAGUAUCUGGAAAUAGUAGGUUGCUCUCUGCCAAUUUGGCCGAGACAUUGAGUAAUUGUGACCAAAGUCGCGCACUAAUUUUUCGAAAGUUGCGCAGCCGUUUUUGUAUUCUGCGCAGAAUGGGCUUGUCCACCAUUUUUUUAAAUUAAAUUUCAUUUUAUAAAUGAAUUGCACCUAAAAAUGACAAAAAUCCAAAUUUAAAAAAAAAUGAACGAUAAGUAAAUCCUUCUUUGUAUCAUUAAAAUGGUUUAAAAUUUAAAAAAUGUGACUUGCACACUUUUACGUACGUUUUGAACAUUUUUGCUCCCAUAUACUUUUUAGGCUAACCAUUAGAGAUGUUUUGGCCCACUUAAAUAUUACAGCAAAUUUCAUGAAUUACCUUUUGAAAAAUACUUAGUAAAUGAAAACAUAAGUGAUU
Molecule: messenger RNA, 2781 nt
Organism: Anoplophora glabripennis (Asian longhorned beetle)
Lineage: Eukaryota; Metazoa; Arthropoda; Insecta; Coleoptera; Cerambycidae
Gene: Maf1
Product: repressor of RNA polymerase III transcription MAF1 homolog
Exons: 4
Coding region: 610-1299 (229 amino acids)
Biological process (GO): negative regulation of transcription by RNA polymerase III
Cellular component (GO): nucleus
Molecular function (GO): RNA polymerase III core binding
Source: RefSeq, a predicted model, not a curated record